This is a messenger RNA of Ilex paraguariensis (yerba mate), 309 nucleotides long. NCBI's taxonomy places the organism in Eukaryota, Viridiplantae, Streptophyta, Magnoliopsida, Aquifoliales, Aquifoliaceae. The record is from the annotation of a GenBank genome assembly.
AUGUUCUUGGCUCAGAUUAAGUCUAGAAUCAAGCUUCUAGUAAAUGCAUUCAGCAUCAGAUGGAAGGUCAAGCGUUUUGGACAAUGCAAACUCCUUUUGGAUGGACUUCAUUACAACUACAAAUCAUCAAAGUAUUUGAGCCUUAAGCACCAGAUGGGAUCACAUCUUACACCAUCAAAGUCCACAAGACAAUUUCUGACACUCCAGCAAAUCAUAUUAUGUAGAGACCCUUGUUCACAUUUUACGAAGCAUGCUUUAUUUCUUACUAGGGGUAAGGCACGAUGCAACGUAAGUGAGAAGAUAUGUUGA